Molecule: messenger RNA, 693 nt
Organism: Linum trigynum
Lineage: Eukaryota; Viridiplantae; Streptophyta; Magnoliopsida; Malpighiales; Linaceae
Source: the annotation of a GenBank genome assembly
CGAGCCGGCGGCCUUCAUGGCUUACGAGGUGGGGUUUAUUUCCCUCAGCUUUCCCGGUGACCGAACCCAUGGCAAAAUCUCCGAAGCUGAAUUUGGGGCGUGAUCAUAGUGCAGCGACACAGCAAAAGAAGACUGUUACUUUGCCAAAUGGAGAUGGGGUGAUGAGAAAGGGGACGAAGCUUGCCGAUAGGAGGAUGAGGGAGAACGCUCUGGUCGACAAUUCUCUUGGGGAUACGCUUGGCCCCAAGGAGAUUUUGCCAGCUUUCUUGGGCAAAAUGAAGGAGGUUGAAAUGGAGGAUUCGUUGACCUCGGUGGACGUGGCCCCAGCACCGAUCCGACAACGACGGCUAUUACUUGACGAUGACUCCAACGACGAGACACUCCAUGCGGCGCCUUCCAAACAAACAAGGCGUUGCCUUGACCCUGCUGCGGUGGCGGAUGCUCCUCGUCAGUCUCGACGGGAACCUAAUGUGGAGGAAGGGAAGCUGAACAUGGGCCAACCCUCUCCAUCGGCCAAACGAGGGAAAGCCACAGCUAGGCCUCGUCAUUCAAAGCCAAAGGAUGUGGCCAGCGUUAAAGCUAAGCAAAGCAAGCCGAAGCAAAAGAAAGAUAAGAAAGGGUCCUUGAAGGAACCCUCCAUGUACUCCUCAAGAGAAUGUACUCCAUGUUGAGGAAAAAAUCAUGGGUGACUCG